AACGUUUCUCCGAUCCGGCAUUUUGUUCUUCCUAAAUCGCAAAACAUAUCCCUGAUAUAUCUACAAUAUCUGUCAGAUAUAUAGAGAGUUCUCGGCACGCGACACAUAAACAAUUUUCGAGUGCUUAUACAACAAACAAACAAAUACGAAAAAAAGAAACGCUAGUUGCAACAAUUCGAAUAUGUGCCACAUUAACAAAUAAAACACACAAAUUUACACUUUCUUGGGAUUAACAAACAAAUCAGAGACAACCCAGAGACUUACUCCAGGAUAAAAGGAGAGAUUUCCGAACGCAGGAUAUACCCCACAUACGCCAGCAAAAUGGUCAACAAACAGUAUACGGCCAACGAUCUGGAGGCUUUUAUGAAGAUAGCCGCCAACUGGCAGAAUUCGAACCACAGUUUGCUGGAGGGCGUCGACUUGAAGACGGAGAUGACACAGUACAUGAACAAUCCAUCGAUGAACAUGUACAAGAAACGGGAACGCACCCAGAACUGGAAUCAUCAGGAGAAGAAGUACCUGCUAGAUCUGUGCCGCAAGGAUAUGCGGAUCAUAGAGAACAAGCGCCUGGAUGCCGGCCUCACAGCCGUCAAGAACAAGGCCUGGAAGAUCAUACACCAGAAGUUUUCAAAUCAAUUUGGCACCGAUCGCACCUGCAAUCGCCUCAAGGAGCAGUGGCGCCGCAUGAAGGCUUGCACCCGGAAUGAGAUACUCGACUAUAACAAUCGUUUAGCCAGGUUCGGGGCAGAGGUGGCUGAUCGCAAGAAGCCGUCACCGUUCACCUUCGAGGUGUGGGACUUUAUGCAGGAGGCGAAGAAGGCCUGCAAGUCGGAGGCCUUGGAUGGCAUUGACUAUUCAAAGAUUCCACUGGCCCUGGAGGAGGGUUUCGAGUAUCGCGAGGACUACAAAUUCAAUGGGGAUGAGCACGAAAUGGACGACAGCAGUCGUACCCCACCGCAGGAGAUGUGCGAUGUGGACAUCAAGGAAGAGGAACACAACGAGACCUUUGAUGAGAAAUACAACAGUCACCAUCUCAACCAGAGCGACAUCCUAGGCGGUGGCGAGCGUCUGAGUGUGUCACCCAAUCACAGUCGCAACGGGAUCCACGAGGCCGAGAGUCCGGCCACAGUCUCGACAGCCGUUGCUCUCGAUGCGAGUACCGGCGGCGGUGGCGGCUUUCUCCCGGGCGGACCCGACAUGUCCGGCUUCCAGGCCAACUUCAACAUGAACAACAUAUCCGCCACGCUGGAGGCUCUCAAUGCCUUGAGGACCGGCCAGUUCCCCAGUGCGGCAGCUGCUGCGGCCGCCGCCAUCCAGCAGCAUCAGGCUCAGGCACAGGCACAAGCUCAGGUGGUCGCCCUGCAGCACCAGCACAAGAGCACCAAUAACAACAACAAUAAUGAGGACGAUGAUGAUCUGCUGAAGCCUUUGCCCAAGCGUCGGCGCACCAACAGCGGCAGCAUGUUGGGAAUCGAGGAUCAGCCGCAGUCUUUGACCACAUCCAUGCCGCCUUCGACAGACUGCCAGGCCCUGGAGCGUUCGGGCAGCAGCAGCAGCAACGGUCAUGGCGUAGGCGUUGGCGUUGGCGUUGGAGUCGCGACUGGCAGCUCCAGCAGCAACAACUUCGAGCUGCGCCUGUUCAUGGAGAUGCAGAGCAAGGAGCACAUGAUGCGCAUGAAGAUCCUCGAGGUGCAACUGCAGUCGGCCAAGCACAGCCGUGACCUGAUCGAGAUCAACAAGACCCUGGCGCUGCAGAAGCUGCAGGAGCUGGCCAGCAAGCGGCUGCCCAGUUAGGACACAGCGGGCGUCAGUCGAGCAGCGUUUCAUGUUAUGUUAGUUGUAGCCUUAACAGACGACUCCAUGGCUCCGUUCGCAGGUAGAGGGCGUAGCUGGAGAUCGGCUAGAGUUAGAGAUAGUGUUUUACACCUAAGUUAGAAGCAGGAUUCAUAUCUGUCCACACACACACACGCACAAACACACCCACAGUCACAAACAGAGACACCGAGUUGCAUGCUACCACAACAUUCCUGGCAUUGUUGAUCAGUAUUUGAAAAGCUAGAAGCGAAUCCCGCACACAGACCCCAACCCCAACGCGAACCCAACCAAGCCACAGAUGAAGGGAGGACCAGGAGACGCUCGAAAGUAUGCCAUAUUUCUCUCGCUCGCUCGCUCGGCCGCCCGCCCGCCCAUUAAGCCUACCUCACACACACCCACACCCAACCCACCCAUACACAAAAACACUCUCUUCUGGCCUCACCAGCACUUGACCAAGUCAAGUCAAGUUUUAGUUUGUAGUUAUAGUUCGUACUAGGGAAUAUCAUUCUCCAAGUUGCUCAACUACCACAAAUGUAUUGUACUUACGUUCUUGAAUUCAGUUUUACGUUCUGCUACCACCACUAACGGUCUGCUUAUACAUAUAUGUACAUACAUACAUGUACGAGUAUAUCUAUAGGCGAUUCUUUUUGUAUUCUUAAGCUAAUCCGACUUAUUCAGGAGGAUGUACUGUAUUGUAUUUUGCGCAGCAGCCCUACACACAUGUGGAGUCAUCUUUGAUUUUGAUUUGAACUUGUAUUUAUUUUAUCUUUGUAUAGACUUUAUUUUGAUUUGUGUAUACGUAUACCCACACGUAUGCCCUGUCCCUCUCUUAAUGCACAUGUGUGUGUGCAUAUAGAUGUUUGUUUGAAUGCCAUAUUAAAUGAAGGUUAAUUUCAA
Messenger RNA from Drosophila persimilis, 2712 nucleotides. RefSeq lists its product as uncharacterized. Bases 322 to 1794 code for a protein of 490 amino acids. The transcript is spliced from 5 exons. The record is from RefSeq and is a predicted model, not a curated record. Lineage: Eukaryota; Metazoa; Arthropoda; Insecta; Diptera; Drosophilidae.